Molecule: messenger RNA, 764 nt
Organism: Drosophila kikkawai
Lineage: Eukaryota; Metazoa; Arthropoda; Insecta; Diptera; Drosophilidae
Biological process (GO): cristae formation
Cellular component (GO): mitochondrial crista junction; MICOS complex
Source: RefSeq, a predicted model, not a curated record
AUGGUCUUCGGGCUGAUAGUGCGGGCGGGCGUUGUGUACGCCGUUUUCAUGAUCACCGAAAGGUACGGCGUCUGGGAGUCACCGGAUGUGACUCAGGAUGUGUAUAAUGAAACCGUCGAGUACAUCGAGCCGUAUGCGGAUAAGGCACGCCGCCACCUAAAAAUCUGCCCGCCCAGGCCGCCGCCCCAGGGCGAGUGGGCGUUCUUUAGCAUUCACUACUACAACCAGGCGGUGAAAUCUGUCUUCGACGUACUAAGCCUUGUGCCUUACGGAAUGGCAAUGGUCCUGGAGAAGGUCCCAGGCUACUGCACCGUCCUGUAUGAGAACACUCGCAAGUUGCUUCAGGAGAGCGGAAAGUCCAAGCAGAAGGAGAUAACGAUAUCCAAAGGUCAGCUGGACGAAACGCCAUUGGUCAGGCCACAUUGCCAGGAUAAGAACUGCCCGAAGAAACCACCUCUAAUUCCGCCGCACGAGCACUGUCCCAAGGGUAAAAUGGACGGCUUUAUCUACGAACCGCGUAUGCCCAAGAAAUCAAGAUGCGAAUGCUCCAAGUGCAAGGAACGACCGCGGGAGAAAUGGUUGGAAAAGGAAUGCACCAGAGAUUUAGAAUUAAAGAAGGGCAAAUGUGACUGUGGCGAUCCAGUGCAACAGGAGAACAUCAAAAUCUGCAAGAAGUGCAAAAAAAAACUACCCAAGGACGUUACUAACUAGGCCCCUGAAGAAAUUUCUGUGUUAUCUUGGCGAAUAAAAUUUGGUCUACCCCA